CAGUGGAAUCUCUUUGAUGGGCUGAAAUAAGGUGUAAUUUAUCUUUUCUGUGGGGGAGAGAGAACUCAGUCUGCGUUCUCAAUUUCACACUCCCAAUUCCAUUGAAAAGUUGAAGUCCGUAACUGUCUCUGUAUCCACUAACCGCCUUUCAUUUCACAAUGGAGUUGGCCGCCAAGCUCCACCACCUCGAUCUCACUUCCGCCUUUCUCAGCGGUGGCUCCGUCAUCUUCGAACCUCCUAAACCUCUCUCCCGCCCACCCUUUCAUCUUCGCCCAGUUCGCAUCAACAACACUCACUUCACUAACCCAACAACAACAAGAAGAAGAAGAUUCUUCGACGCCAUAAGACCUACCAAUUCCACUACCACUCUCCGUUUCUCCGCCGUGGCCACCGACGACACCUCCCUCGCCGAAACGACGACCGAACAACAAGACGACAUCGAGUCCCUCCUCUCCGAACCUUCUUCCAACGACUAUGACUUCGAUAAACGGCGCGCCAACAAGCAAUCCACUACGGGAGCUUCCAGCGUUUCUUCGGGGGUAAAAUUGGAAAACGUUACCAAGAGCUACAAGGGUGUAACCGUUUUGAAAGACGUGAGCUGGGAAGUGAAGAAGGGAGAGAAAGUGGGCCUCGUUGGCGUUAACGGUGCCGGUAAAACCACACAGAUGAGGAUUAUUGCGGGUCAAGAAGAACCUGAUUCAGGUAACGUCAUUAAAGCCAAACCGAACAUGAAGAUCGCAUUUUUGAGCCAGGAAUUCGAGGUUUCGCCCAGUAAGACGGUGAGGGAAGAGUUCACGAGCGCGUUCAAGGAGGAGAUGGAGAUAGCGGUGAAGCUUGACAAGGUUCAGAAGGCUCUAGAAGGUGCCGUGAAUGACAUGGAUUUGAUGGGGAGGCUUCUUGAUGAGUUUGAUUUGCUUCAGAGAAAGGCACAGGCUUUGGAUUUGGAUGAGGUUGAUGCCAAGAUAAGUAAGUUGAUGCCUGAGCUUGGGUUUGCAGCUGAAGAUUCUGAUAGGUUGGUUGCUUCUUUUAGCAGUGGGUGGCAGAUGAGAAUGUCUCUUGGGAAAAUUUUACUUCAGGAGCCAGAUUUGUUGUUGUUGGAUGAGCCGACGAAUCACCUUGACCUUGAUACCAUUGAGUGGCUCGAAGAGUAUCUUAACAAGCAGGAUGUCCCCAUGGUUAUCAUUUCCCAUGACAGAGCAUUUCUUGAUCAGCUGUGCACAAAAAUUGUGGAAACUGACAUGGGUGUAUCCAGGACAUUUGAGGGGAAUUAUUCUCAGUUUAUACUUUCAAAGGCAGCAUGGAUUGAGGCACAGUACGCCGCAUGGGAAAAGCAGCAGAAAGAAAUUGAGCUGACCAAAGAUUUAAUUAGUAGGUUAGGUGCUGGAGCAAAUUCUGGCCGUGCUUCAUCUGCCGAGAAGAAGCUGGAGAGACUUCAGGAUGAGGAACUAGUAGAGAAGCCAUUUGAACGGAAACAAAUGAAAAUCAGGUUCCCUGAGCGCGGAAGGAGUGGAAGAUCUGUUGUAACAAUUAAGAACUUGGAGUUUGCCUUUGAGGAUAAGACACUUUUCAAGAAGGCAAAUCUUACAAUUGAAAGGGGAGAAAAGAUUGCAAUUAUUGGUCCAAAUGGAUGUGGCAAGAGUACUUUAUUGAAAUUGAUAAUGGGUAUAGAGAAGCCGAUGGGGGGUGAGGUUGUGCUUGGGGAGCAUAAUGUAUUACCUAACUAUUUCGAGCAAAACCAGGCUGAGGCACUGGAUCUGGACAAGACAGUGCUUCAGACGGUAGAAGAAGCUGCAGAGGACUGGAAGAUUGAUGAUAUCAAAGGACUUCUUGGGCGAUGUAAUUUUAAAGCUGAUAUGCUUGACCGAAAAGUUUCUCUAUUGAGUGGUGGUGAGAAGGCACGGUUGGCUUUUUGCAAAUUCAUGGUAAAGCCAUCAACUCUACUUGUGUUGGAUGAACCAACCAAUCACUUGGAUAUACCUUCUAAAGAAAUGCUCGAGGAAGCAAUAAAUGAGUACGAGGGCACUGUUAUCACUGUGUCUCAUGAUCGAUACUUUAUAAAACAAAUAGUUAAUAGAGUGAUAGAAGUUAAAGAUGGCACCUUACAGGAUUAUGCAGGCGAUUACAAUUAUUAUUUAGAGAAGAACCUUGACGCCAGGGAGAGAGAGCUCGAACGGGAAGCAGAGCUUGAGGACAAAGCUCCUAAGGUGAAAGCCAAGUCUAAGAUGUCUAAGGCUGAGAAAGAAGCACGGAAAAAACAAAAGAUGCAAGCCUUUCAGGCAGCAAAACAGAAGUCUAAAAGCGCCAAGAAUGCCAAGAGGUGGAAGUGAACCCAUUAAUUUAUCAUAGAAGCCCCAUACUUUUUUAGACGAAUUUAAACACUGCGAGGGGCUGCAAGCUGAAGUAGCACAUUGAUUAUUAUUUUUGCUACUCAGCCUUUUGUAUAUAUCAAUCAUAUCAUGUAUGAAUAAACUAAUUCAUUUGAGUAAUUAAAUGGAAUAUAGUAGAUUCUCAGCCA
This is a messenger RNA of Arachis duranensis, 2515 nucleotides long. RefSeq names its product ABC transporter F family member 5. Bases 159 to 2327 code for a protein of 722 amino acids. Gene Ontology annotation, molecular function: ATP binding; ATP hydrolysis activity. The record is from RefSeq and is a predicted model, not a curated record. The transcript is spliced from 9 exons. NCBI's taxonomy places the organism in Eukaryota, Viridiplantae, Streptophyta, Magnoliopsida, Fabales, Fabaceae.